UGACGGGACACGAGUACGCUGCGUCACUGUCUAGGAUUAGCAUCGUGUUGUGGAAUGUGCUUGCGGCAGGAACGACCUUCUCUGCAACCUUCAAUGAUGAGCAACACCAUGACGCCAGCACUAGAUCCGGGUGAAGAGCAUGCGAAGUUCGUUAAAUGGGCCAAGGGUAAAGGUGUCACCAUAGAUGGCAUUGCGCCGGCCAGAUUUGUGGACCGUGGCAUGGGUAUUGUUGCAGCACGCAACCUUGAAAAAGGAGAUUGCUUAGUGCAUGUGAAGAACACAUCGCUUGUUCAUGUUGCAUUGCCAUCCGUCAAGGCGCUCAGGCUACCCGAUAACGUUACCGUACAUGGCAAACUUGCAGCUUCCCUGGCGCUAUGGUAUUCAGACCCAGCGCACGAUGAGCACGCCCUCUGGCAAGCUGUAUGGCCUACAGAAGAAGACUUCCGGAAUACGAUGCCCAUAUACUACAACAAAAAGCUACAGGACCUCCUUCCUAUCGCCGCCUCGACGCUACUGACAAGCCAACUCACCAAACUCGAUAAAGACUGGGUCGACUUCAGACCUCAUCUCCCAUCAAUAUCAAAAGAUCUCUACACGUACACAUGGCUCAUCGUUAACACAAGAACAUUCUACUGGGACUAUCCGGAUAUGCAAAACUCACAUCCUCGACUCCCAAAGCGUAAGAACAAGCUGACAGGAGACGAUUGCUAUGCCAUGUGUCCAUUUAUGGACUACUUCAACCAUAGCGACCUUGGAUGUGACCCGCAAGCCAACAGCAAGGGAUAUAGCGUGAUAGCAGAUAGAGCGUACAAGGCAGGCGAGGAAGUCUUUGUCAGCUAUGGCGCACACACGAACGAUUUCCUGCUCGCAGAGUACGGGUUCAUUUUGGAGAGCAACAAACGCGACGCGAUUCCUCUGGAUCACCUGAUCAUACCGCUACUGGAUGGAGAUCAGACAAAUGCGCUAAAGGAAGACGGCUUCUAUGGCAACUACACACUCUUCGCUCCUGGCGCAGAGGAGACAAUUUGUCAUCGUACGCAAGCAGUUCUCAGGCUGCUUGUGCUGGACUCGAAGAGGUACUCCUCUUUUGUUGGGGGCAAUGAUGAUGGAGAAAGAGAACAGGGGAAACUGUACGGAUAUCUAGUAGGCUUGUUGACGAAGUACUCGAGACUAGUCAUGGACAUCCUGGAGGAAGUCGACGGUUUGAAGGUCGAUGUGGGGCCAGAAAGCAGCAGAAGGAAGACAAGGAGCAGCGAUACUGAACCAAGCUUACGAGCAGGUCAGAAAGACACUUUGACAAAGAGAUGGAAACAAAUCAGAGACAUCGUCAACGGAGCAAUCGACCAGUUGCAAGAGUAGUAUUUCAACGAGAUAGCUACGCAGUCACAUCUACGCGGCGUUCAUUCUGCCAGGCCUUGCCAUUGUGGCUCGAAAGAAGUGGCUUCUUUUCAGCUCAUAAAUCGAAGGUCGAAUUUGAGAGUCGA
Molecule: messenger RNA, 1484 nt
Organism: Didymella exigua CBS 183.55
Lineage: Eukaryota; Fungi; Ascomycota; Dothideomycetes; Pleosporales; Didymellaceae
Product: SET domain-containing protein
Exons: 2
Coding region: 109-1359 (416 amino acids)
Biological process (GO): peptidyl-lysine trimethylation; peptidyl-lysine monomethylation
Molecular function (GO): protein binding; protein-lysine N-methyltransferase activity
Source: RefSeq, a predicted model, not a curated record